AUGCGCACGAAAAGAGCGAAAACGUAUAAAAGGGCGAUGGCGAUGUACACCAGGGUGUUUGGGUUCAGACAACCUUAUCAGAUAUUGAUAAACGACGAUUUGUUGUUGAAAUCACCACCGGGGAUGAACCUCGUUAAACAGCUCGAAAUGUGUGUACAGGGGGAUAUCAAGAUCAUGAUAACACAAUGUUCCAUCCAGUCUCUCUAUUCCCUAGGUCCAUCUCAUCAACCCCUGAUAGAAUUCGCAAAAUCAUUCGAACGACGGAAAUGCAACCACCGUCUCCCUUUGUCAUCCCACGAAUGUCUCACAGACGUCAUCGGUCCAAACAACAAACAUCGUUACAUCCUCGCUGCUCAGGCUUACGGAUUGAGGAAGGAUUUGGAGAAAGUACCGGGACUACCAGUGGUUCAUUUCAAUCCUAAAGGCGUUUUGGUGUUAUCUCCCUUUAGUGAGGCGAGUUUGAAGGUAAAGACGGGGUUAGAAGAACAGAGAAGAGGUGAAGGGGAGGAGAUAGAAGUAGGUGUUGAUAAGAACAUAAUUUUACCUGCUGGGACGGGAACGAUUAGAUCGGCUGGAUUGGGUGAAGCAAACGGAGCGAGUGGAAAAGGUCCGAAUCCAUUAAGCGUCAAGAAGAAGAAA
Molecule: messenger RNA, 639 nt
Organism: Tremella mesenterica DSM 1558
Lineage: Eukaryota; Fungi; Basidiomycota; Tremellomycetes; Tremellales; Tremellaceae
Exons: 4
Cellular component (GO): nucleolus; small-subunit processome
Molecular function (GO): small ribosomal subunit rRNA binding
Source: RefSeq, a predicted model, not a curated record